This is a messenger RNA of Andrographis paniculata, 1451 nucleotides long. Its product is annotated as polygalacturonase At1g48100-like. The transcript is spliced from 6 exons. NCBI's taxonomy places the organism in Eukaryota, Viridiplantae, Streptophyta, Magnoliopsida, Lamiales, Acanthaceae. The coding region runs from base 13 to 1392 and encodes 459 amino acids. Gene Ontology annotation, molecular function: polygalacturonase activity. The record is from RefSeq and is a predicted model, not a curated record. Gene Ontology annotation, biological process: carbohydrate metabolic process.
CAUAUAUCGAUCAUGCUAAUUAGUUGUUUGUCAGCUCUUUGUUUCCUGAUCCCUCUGUGCUUUUUGGGUCUUUUCACUCAAUCCCGGAGCCUUCUAGAAGACGAUGACUAUUCCCCAAUCUCGGCGCCGGCGCCGGCGCCGGAACCUUCACCGGCACAAAUCGUUUUCAACGUAAUGUCGUAUGGCGCGGCGGGGGAUGGAAUUUCCGAUGAUACAGAAGCAUUUAAAAUGGCGUGGGAUGCAGCAUGCCAAUCUCAACUCCCUUCCCUCCUUCUUCUACCUCCCCAUCGUACUUUUCUCAUCCAAUCCGUCAUCCUCACUGGACCCUGUAAAACCAAUGCACUGGUCUUUCAGGUCGAAGGGACGAUAAUGGCGCCGGACGGGCCCGAAUCAUGGCCGAGGAGCUACAGCAAGAGGCAGUGGUUGGUGUUCUAUAGAAUCAAUGGAAUGUCGAUGCAAGGAGGAGGCGUCAUUGAUGGACGAGGAGCUAAAUGGUGGGAGCUUCCCUGCAAACCCCACAGAGGAAUCAACGGGACAACUUUACCAGGGCCUUGUGACAGCCCCGUUGCAAUUAGGUUUUUCUGGUGCUCGAAUUUGAGAAUGGAAGGGGUGAAGAUGAAGAACAGCCCACAGUUCCACGUGCGGUUCGACAGGUGCGAGCACGUGCAGAUCGAGUCCAUCUUUAUAAAGUCCCCCGCCGGCAGCCCCAACACCGACGGAAUCCACCUUGAGAACACCAACCACGUCACCAUUUACAACUCCCUCAUUUCUAAUGGGGAUGAUUGUGUGUCCAUUGGAGCUGGUUCUUACAAUAUCUAUAUAAAGAACAUCACUUGUGGUCCUAGUCAUGGAAUAAGCAUCGGAAGCCUGGGCAUGAAGAACACGGCGGCGUGCGUGUGGAACAUAACGGUGUCGGAGUCGGUGAUCAAGCAUUCCGACAACGGGGUGCGGAUCAAGACAUGGCAGGGCGGCUACGGGGCGGUGUCGGCGGUCACCUUCCGCAACAUCCUCAUGGACACCGUGCGCAACCCCAUAAUAAUCGACCAGUACUACUGCUCCGGCGCCGGCCGCGCCGCCUGCCCCAACCAGACGGCGGCGGUCAGCGUGACCGGCGUCUCCUACGAGGGGAUCAAAGGCACCUACGAUGUCCGGAGCCCGCCGGUGCACCUGGCGUGCAGCGACGCCGUGCCCUGCACCAACCUCACCGUCAGCGACGUCGAGCUGCUGCCGGCGGAGGGGCAGCGGAUUUUAGACCCCUUCUGUUGGAAUGCCUAUGGGGAUGUCGCCACGCUCACUGUGCCACCCCUCUUUUGCCUGAUCGGCGGCGACCCGCGCCUCGCCGGCGCCGGCGCCGGCGCCGAUCGUCAGCUACUUGAUCAUACCUGCCCGUAGCUAUAGCCCAUAUCAGAAUGAUAUAUACGUAUACAUAUAUAUAUACAUAUAUUAGUCAU